This is a messenger RNA of Fusarium redolens, 982 nucleotides long. RefSeq names its product acyl-CoA N-acyltransferase. The transcript is spliced from 2 exons. Gene Ontology annotation, molecular function: acyltransferase activity, transferring groups other than amino-acyl groups. Bases 138 to 821 code for a protein of 227 amino acids. NCBI's taxonomy places the organism in Eukaryota, Fungi, Ascomycota, Sordariomycetes, Hypocreales, Nectriaceae. The record is from RefSeq and is a predicted model, not a curated record.
CCCUUGCGCCAUCGACAAGGGCUUGCAGGAUCGGACUAGACAAAAGAUCUCUGAAUCCUCCCCAGACUACGUGGCCCGUUGGACACUGAUCUUGCAUCUACUAUUUCUCUCAUUGUCGUAAUUUAAAUUUUGUAACAAUGUCGGGCUAUCAGCUUCAGUCACCAUGCCGCGUUGAGGACGGCCCGUUCAUUGCACAGAACAAGGUUUCGGCCUUCUUUGAAGAAGCAUGGUGGAGAUUGUCAUGGAAUGACAGAACUCGUGAAUCCUUGAUCCAGAGUGUCGCAGACCGAAGUCCCAAGAACUUGCUCACCAACAGAGAAGUCCGAAGGCACCAGAAAAUAGUUCAUCUCGAGACUGGAGAGAUCGUUGGAUAUGCACGAUGGAUCCUCCCAGAGUCGCACAAGGACUGUUGGCUUGAAGCGCAAACACCGGAUGUGAGCGACGAGCAGAAGGAAGUUUUUGCAAAACGCCAUGCGGAAACCGAUUGGAAUCCACGAGAUGACAACGAUAAGUUGGAUGAUCAUAUCGACGGUUGGAGAGAGAAGCACAAGCAGGAAAGGGAUCUGGAAUUGCAUUACCUCUGCGUUCACCCAGAUCACCAACAAAAAGGGCUAGCGAGUUUGCUCGUCAGCUCUGGUCUCGAAGAAGCCAAGAAGUUAGGCCUUGAUGUUAUAAUCGUGGCCAUGGGCCGACGAGCUCUUGGCCUCUAUUUAAAGCACGGGUUUGAACUACUUGAGGAGAAGAGCCAGAGUAUGAGUUACUUCGGGGUUGAUAAACUGUACGAGACCUUUUACCUGAGAAAGAAAGCUGAAAAGCGAUGACAGGCAACUCCUGCAUCCCCGAACCAUCUUUUAAUGGCUUCUUCUGCUUAGAGAAACCAAAAGAGGUUCAGUGACAAGCCCUGUCAUUUGUUGGUGCAAAGGCGACUAGUUGAGAUUCAUACCGUUAUAUCUAUAAACUAAUGCACGUCUUUCUUGGCAUU